Messenger RNA from Malassezia globosa CBS 7966, 1284 nucleotides. RefSeq lists its product as uncharacterized. Bases 1 to 1284 code for a protein of 427 amino acids. The transcript has a single exon. Gene Ontology annotation, biological process: protein import into peroxisome matrix; protein monoubiquitination. Gene Ontology annotation, cellular component: peroxisomal importomer complex; peroxisomal membrane. NCBI's taxonomy places the organism in Eukaryota, Fungi, Basidiomycota, Malasseziomycetes, Malasseziales, Malasseziaceae. Gene Ontology annotation, molecular function: zinc ion binding; ubiquitin-protein transferase activity; protein binding. The record is from RefSeq and is a predicted model, not a curated record.
AUGGACGUGCUCGCAAAUAUUGAUCCGACAUCGUCGGAUGGCUCGGCCGCAGAUCCGUUCCGCCCGUCUUUCUUUGAGCUUAUUGCGCAGAAGCAACUUUCCGAUCUUCUCAAACCAGCAAUCCGUUAUGUGCUGACAGUACUGGCGCAGCACUAUCCUAGGUAUCUCCUACGAAUUGUGAAUCGGUUUGAUGAAUUGUAUGCUGUGCUAAUGCUAGCAGUUGAACGGCAUUACUUACGAACCUGGAAUGCCUCAUUUACCGAACAUUUCUAUGGACUCCGCCGUCGUCGUCGUCCAGCUGUUUCUACCAAACGUCUUGACGCCUCCGUGCCGCCUCAUAAGUUGCACGCUACCCGCCAGCUACGCGAUAGAGAAGUGAAUGUCUCUUUGCUAUUUCUUGUGGGACUUCCUUACUUAGAAGCAAAGCUCAGUGAUUAUUGGGAACGUCUCGGUGGUGGUGUGGUCAUUGAAGGCGACAGCGGUGAUGAUUUGUUUGCCGAUGAGGAGACGGUGCGGCUUGAACGCUCGGUAUCACGCCAAGAGGCGCCUGCUCAACGAAUCCGUAGCAGACUCAAGAUGCUUUUCCGGCGAGGAUUCCCCCUCGUUCAGGUUGGCCUCCAACUAUGGAUGCUCGCUUACCAUAUAAAAUAUUUGUUUGGAAUCACUCCAUACUGGCGUCCAUGGCUGGCAGCUAUGCGAGUUGACGUUAGGCGCGCCAUGGGUAACGAGACGCCAUUGCGACUUGGUGCAGCAAGCAAGCGUCUUCCCCAGUUCUCACGUUUUCCACUCCUAUUUAUGCUUCGUUCACUACAAAAAGGCGGAGCUCAUAUUCUGGAUGCCCUCAAGUAUGCUUUACCAGCAUCGAUAUUCUUCUUCAAGUUCCUGGAAUGGUGGUACAGUCCCAAUAAUCGCCGCCGAGGUGAUGAUGACGAGAGUAAAUCAAGAAAAGUCUUGGGCCCACCCGUAGUAUCGCACCCUAGUUCAAGUGGCGUUUUGGAGAAUCCUCAUGAGUCAUACCGUGAUCCGAAGGUGCUGAAGACAAAAAACCAGACACCCUAUGUGACUGAUGCUGAUGAUGAAAUUAUUGUCGACAUCCCAUCCUUAUUGCACAAUUCUUGCCCACUUUGUGGCGCUAUGCCGAUUCAAAACCCAUGUGCACUUCCCACUGGCUUCGCCUUUUGCUACAGAUGCGCCACCGACUAUGUGGAUAAAUGGCAUGUGUGUCCUGUGACACAAAUAGAUCUACCCGGAGGUAUAGAACAGAUUCGUCGCGUGCUGGUCUAG